This is a messenger RNA of Neoarthrinium moseri, 207 nucleotides long. RefSeq lists its product as uncharacterized. The transcript has 3 exons. NCBI's taxonomy places the organism in Eukaryota, Fungi, Ascomycota, Sordariomycetes, Amphisphaeriales, Apiosporaceae. The record is from RefSeq and is a predicted model, not a curated record. Gene Ontology annotation, cellular component: endoplasmic reticulum. Bases 1 to 207 code for a protein of 68 amino acids.
AUGGCCCAGACCCCCCAGCAAAGGCGCGCCAACGCCAAGUUCGUCAAGGACCAGGAGGCGCGGCGCGGCAAGUCGGAGGCCGAGCGCCAGGCGCGGACCAAGGAGGCGCAGAAGUCGCCCAUCUCGCCGCUCUGGCUGAUCCUCCUCGGCUUCGUCGUCUUCGGCGGUGUCUUCUUCGAGGUCCUGCAGCGCAUCUUCUGGCGAUAG